Messenger RNA from Calypte anna (Anna's hummingbird), 4730 nucleotides. It is a transcript of the gene ADSS1, whose product is annotated as adenylosuccinate synthase 1. Gene Ontology annotation, biological process: 'de novo' AMP biosynthetic process; IMP metabolic process. The record is from RefSeq and is a predicted model, not a curated record. Gene Ontology annotation, cellular component: cytoplasm. Bases 148 to 1512 code for a protein of 454 amino acids. NCBI's taxonomy places the organism in Eukaryota, Metazoa, Chordata, Aves, Apodiformes, Trochilidae. The transcript has 13 exons. Gene Ontology annotation, molecular function: adenylosuccinate synthase activity; GTP binding.
GGGCGGGCGGCGGCGCCGUUAAAGGCCGACGGCGGCAGCAGCAGCAGCAGCGCGGGGCGGGCAGCGCGUAGGGGCUGGGUCGGCGCCGGCGGGGGAUCGAGGCAGAGCUAGGCGGCUGCUGCUGCUCCAGCCAACCCUCCACCUACCAUGUCGGGCACUCGAGCGUCCAACGACCGCAGCAGCCACCCCAGCGGCGGGGUGAAGCGGGCGCGCAGCGAGCCGGGCGGUAACAAAGUGACGGUGGUGCUGGGGGCGCAGUGGGGGGAUGAAGGCAAGGGCAAGGUGGUCGACCUGCUAGCCACAGAGUCGGACAUUGUGUGCCGGUGCCAGGGUGGGAAUAAUGCAGGCCACACUGUGGUUGUUGAUGGAAAGGAAUAUGAUUUUCACCUGUUUCCUAGUGGCAUUAUUAAUCCAAAGGCAAUUUCUUUUAUAGGUAAUGGAGUGGUUAUACAUUUACCAGGCCUGUUUGAAGAAGCUGAAAAGAACGAAAAGAAAGGUUUAAAAGAUUGGGAGAAAAGACUGAUUAUAUCAGAUAGAGCACACAUAGUGUUUGACUUUCACCAGGCAGUAGAUGGGCUCCAGGAAGUGCAACGUCAAGCACAAGAAGGAAAAAAUAUUGGCACAACAAAGAAGGGGAUUGGACCAACAUAUUCUUCCAAAGCUGCACGAACAGGCCUUCGAGUUUGUGACCUCCUUUCUGACUUCGAUGAAUUUUCUUCAAGAUUUAAAAAUCUGGCGCAGCAAUACAAGUCAAUGUUUCCCACACUGGAAGUGGAUAUAGAAGGACAACUGAAAAAGUUAAAGGGAUACGCUGAAAAAAUAAGACCCAUGGUUCGAGAUGGUGUCUAUUUUAUGUAUGAAGCUCUUCAUGGCUCCCCAAAGAAGAUCCUUGUUGAAGGAGCCAAUGCAGCAUUACUUGAUAUUGACUUUGGCACGUACCCAUUCGUGACUUCAUCGAACUGCACCGUAGGUGGUGUCUGCACCGGGCUUGGUGUUCCUCCCCAGCACGUUGGUGAUGUGUAUGGUGUGGUGAAGGCAUACACGACUCGAGUGGGAAUUGGAGCCUUCCCCACUGAGCAGAUUAAUGAAAUUGGGGAUCUUUUACAGUCCCGUGGCCAUGAAUAUGGGGUAACUACAGGCAGAAAGAGGCGCUGUGGCUGGUUAGAUCUGGUCAUUUUGAAAUACGCUCAUAUGAUCAACGGAUUCACUGCUUUGGCCUUAACAAAACUGGAUAUUCUUGAUGUCCUUGAUGAGAUUAAAAUUGGUGUUGCUUACAAACUGGGUGGAAAAAGAAUUCCUUAUUUUCCAGCUAAUCAGGAGAUACUACAGAAGGUGGAAGUAGAGUAUGAAACAAUGCCUGGGUGGAAGACUGACACAACUGGUGCACGAAAAUGGGAGGACCUUCCACCCAAGGCCCAGAAUUACAUCCGCUGUGUGGAGAACCAUGUUGGAGUGCCAGUUAAAUGGGUCGGAGUUGGAAAGUCAAGAGAGUCAAUGAUCCAGCUAUUCUAAACAAAUUAAGAACUUCAGUGAUGAGAAGUUUGAUUUAGCAUUAAUCUGCUCCUUAAUGCUUCCACUUUAAAUGGAGAUACUAAUUAGAACCAAAAUGUUCUUCUAGGAAUUGAAUAGAAACAAAGCAUUUUCUGUAUUAUAACAUUUUCUUUAUCUUUAAGUUCUCAGUAAAUUUGCUGUAAGAUCUCCUUGGUGGCUAUCAUAAAAAAAAAUUAAUAAAGUAUUCUUAACAAAAUAAGGAAAAAAUAUUUUUUUAAGUCAAGACAUGUUACUAUUUGAAUUGGUUUUCGUCCUUAUAGAGCUAUAUUGUCUUGCUGAAACCAGUAGUAAGCUACUAACAGUAGUAGCUGUUGGACAACUUUAGAAUUGUGAAGCUUGGAUUUGUUCUUCGACUUGAAAUGUUAAAAUGUUUAUGUAUCUGAGUUGGCAGUAGUAAGACAGAUAACAUGUACUUAAAUUGGUUGGAUUGUACAGAUUUUCAGUUUCUAAAAUACUGUUAAGUUGGGUAUUUUUGACUGCACAAGGCAAACAUAAUUAUCAGGACUUUUAAUAUCAAUUUUUAAUGCCCCACUAAAUAGAAUGGAGAGCAGCUCAAGUAUUUUUAUCGCAGACUCUGUUCUAGUAACUGAGAACAUGUAACAAGGGGGCAAAGUGGGGAAAGUUGGCCUAAGAAUUCUUCCAAAUGUCCUAUGUACUCAGAGGCAAUCCCUCUGGAGUCAGUCGGGUGCGCUGUCUUUAGUUUAUGCAGUAGGGAAGGAGUGAGGAAGAGAACCCUUGGGGUUACAAACCAUGUGGGGAGAGAUGAGUUGAAAUAGCACCUGUGUUUUCUCAGUGAACCUGAAACCUUUCUUCCUGCUAACAGUGACUGUCAUUUCCAGAGUUUUACUGUAGCUGUCUUUUGAGGGACUUGAGACUCUGUAAGGCACACUCACUUCCACAGCUCCUAGGUUUCCAAGAAUAAAUCAAUGCAUGACUUAAUGAUGACUGCUGCAGUAUUUACACCCCUCACAAAUUUUGACCUUCCUCAGCAAAAUGUAAUGGCUAUUUAUAGAAGGGAAUGAUGUGGCAGCCCAGGCUGAGACAUGUAGAAGCCAUGGAGAGAUCCCAGACUCUUCAAGAAUACACUUGGACUUUGUUGUGGAUCUUCUAAUUUAUAAUGACAAUACUACAGGAGCUCUCAUGAAAGACCUACCUCUUGUAGAGGAAAAAUAAUACACUAGAAACUGUUAUUACCUAUCUGCAGGAUUUUCCAAGUAAAUGUUUCUUUUCUGUAUCUUGGAGUAAGAAAACAGCAGUGUUGUAUCAUUCUCAUCCCAAGUAAUGCCAUGAUGUGGUGUGCGAAAACAUCAUUUUUCUGAGAUGGUAGCUCCAAUGAUACAAAAUUAUUAAAUUCUUUGCAUCAGAGAUGAGGAAAAAAGAAAAAGCCAUCUAGUGUACCCUGUCAUACUCAUCCCCAUUUGUCUUUUCUCACUCCACAUUAAAUAAUAAUUGUUGAUGUUCAAACCCAUUUGUGUCAAGGCAAUUGCAGAGGUACUGGUAUGAGCACAUAGCAACAGAUGUGUUGCUGCUUGUAGGGCAUAAUUAUGACACCCUCUGGCUGCAGUGCAGUCUCUUCAUACUCCAUCAGAGACUGGCUUUAUGUCACAAACAGUUAUUUCUACAAAAUAAUAAUAAAAAAAGAAAAAACCCAACUUUGAAUCCUUCAAUUCAGCUACAACUCCUUUGUGAGGCUGUGACAGUGCUUAAUUUCCUUGGUACUGUUUUGCAGCCUGUAAAAUGUCAAUUAGGAAUACUGCCUCACCUCUUUUAAAAUGGGGGGGUUUUUUUUGGGUAUUGUUGGGUCGAGCUCUGCAGUCCUUGCUGUGACAUUGAUGAGGAAGCUGUCCCCAUUGAAUUUCUGAGUCUUCUAAUGGGAGAGCAAUGAGAUUUCUGACCCUACUUAAUGUUUGCAAAGCAUUUCUGAAAGGUGCUUGGUAAGUGCUAGUUAUUACAAGCACUGUGAAAUGUGCCUCAUUUACAUGAGGUCAUUAUGCAUAAAGAUGCUUGGAGAUACAGUAGUUAAGUUUUGUUUUCACAUGGCUUAACCUUGUGACUUUUGCUAUUAGAUGAUCUAGGCCUGUUCCUUUUCUUGGCCUCAUCAAUGUGUUUAUGUUAGGAGGUUGCUGCUAUAUUUAGGCUUUGGUUGAUUUACAAGCAAAGUCCACAAUGACUAACAAGACUCUUGGUGUGCUGAAUAGCUGGAUUAAAUGACCAGCUCUAAAUGAAGUAUUGCAUAUUGAGAAAAAUGAGGUUUUAUGGUUUAAUUUUCUCAGUAUUACUUUCUUCUGUUCACCUAAUAUUUUUAUUUUCCAUUAAGUAAUUUUUCCAUUAAGUCUCCAUUAGAGCCACAUUGCCUGUCUUUGCUUUCAAGGAUUCAUCAGAAACCCAGUGAUGUUGUCAGUGGGAAUGAUGUGGUAAACAAUUAUCUUGUUACUUAUUCCACUACCCUCAAAAGAAUACCACGAAUUUCAUAGCAUGGGGUUUUUAUAAAUGACAGUUCUACUGGUUUUGAAUCUCAUAUAUGUAUUCAUUGAGUUCAAUGUGAGUAAGUUCAGGCUUUUGUUGAAAACUUCUUUAAUCUACUGAGUGAUGAUGCCAUGCUUAAUAAGGGCAUUUUAAUGUAAAUUUGCUUUUGUUUUGGCUAUUUCCAUUGUAUUAUUUUGUAUUGUUUGGAAUUUCAUUUUAAUAACAAAUCAUUGUGAUGAAUUUAGUUUCUUCUUUCUCUCCAGCCAAAUGCAGUACUAAUGACUAUUUGUGAUGCAUCAUUCUGUUAGAUAUGUGGAUGGAAGAAUCAGGGUAACCAUCUACCAAAAUGGUGUAAUUUGGGGUAAAGAUUGUUGGGUUUUGUUUUGUUUUUUUUUUUUAAUUAGCAGUUGUGGAUUCACUCACACAUUGGUAUGUUUGAUGUUUUUUCACACUUACCCUUGCAAUAUGGCCUUUAUAUUCAGGUGUAUGCUUCCUAACAGAUCCAGUAUAGGAUUUCUGAAGCUUCUGAAAUUUUUAAUUUGGCUACACAUGGUCUUACAGUUCUGGCAUAAUGCACUUUAUUAAAAGAAAGAAAAUUAAGCAAUGUGCAAACUGUACUUACUCUUUAUGCAGAUUUUUUCAGGUGAAUUUUUGAUCCACGUCUGUUUAUGUUGUCCUAAAGUACACAUUAAAACCAAUUUAAAGUAACAGUG